Messenger RNA from Boeremia exigua, 834 nucleotides. RefSeq lists its product as uncharacterized. The transcript is spliced from 2 exons. NCBI's taxonomy places the organism in Eukaryota, Fungi, Ascomycota, Dothideomycetes, Pleosporales, Didymellaceae. Gene Ontology annotation, biological process: fungal-type cell wall polysaccharide metabolic process. Gene Ontology annotation, cellular component: fungal-type cell wall. The record is from RefSeq and is a predicted model, not a curated record. The annotation marks the transcript as partial.
CUUGCCGGCCUCGCGAUUCUCGCACCCCUCGCGACUGCUCAGUCUUCUUCACCGAAACGAGGCCUUGUCUAUGUCCCGUCUCAAAACCAAAAGUUCGCCAGCGACGACAACAUCUGGACUACCGGCGACCUGACAUGGUACUACAACUACAAGCCCGAGCCGUCUGACGCCUACAAGAACAACAAGAAUCUUCAAUUCGUGCCCAUGCUCUGGGGUGCCUCGGACAGUGACACUGGCACACCUUUCUACGACUCAGUCAAGAGGCAAAUCGACGGCGGCGCAAACAUCAGCUACGUUCUUGCUUUUAACGAGCCCGACGGCCCUCACUCAACUGGUGGAUCGUCCCUCCCCGUUGACCUGGCCGCCGCACGCUGGAAGGCCGAGAUCGAACCGCUCAAGAAACUCGGCGUCAAGCUCGGUGCUCCCGCCGUCACUGGUGCCGCCAGCGGUUGGGCGUGGCUGCAGAACUGGUUCACUGCGUGCGAUGGCGGGUGCACACCCGACUUCAUCCCCGUGCAUUGGUACGGCAACUUCGAGGGCAUGGCCAGCCACAUCGGCCAAGUCAUGGCUACAUACCCCAACAUGACUGUCUGGGUCACCGAGUACGGGUUCCCUAACCAGGACCUCAAGGCGACGCAGGAGUUUUACAACAUGAGCAAGAACGCCAUGGACGGAUGGGACAACCUCACGCACUACUCGUACUUCGGCGCGUUCCGCAGCGAUGUCUCCAACGUUGGUCCCAACUCGGCUAUGCUCAGCCAGGACGGAAAGCUCACCGACAUCGGCUCGUGGUACAUGGGCGGCGUCGCUACAAACGUUGUCCCCAAGAGCGCG